UGAAAGAGGCCAGAAUUAUUUCAAAUAUGUCACAAUGAGCAGUGAACCUGUCUGAAUCAGGAAACAUGUACUGAAAAUUGUGAUUUCAUAAAGCCAUAUUCCCCUUUUAGAAUAUCAGCUUCAGACAAAAAAAUCGAAUGUGGUAAGCUCAAUACUUGAAUGAAAUUCAGGGUCUUUUCUGUCCUCAUCAGACUCAGUUUUGUGCAGUGAUUUAGUAUUUGUCUUGGUGUUUUGUACAGGAACAGUCAUGGGAUGUGGCGUCACAAAGUCUGACCAGUUCCACAAACACUCUGGAAAAGCCGUCACAACUAUAAGAGCUGCAGUCCUGAUCCAGCGAUGGUACCGUCAGUACGUAGCCCGUACGGAGAUGAGACGGAGAUACACCUGGCACAUCUUCCAGUCCAUUGAAUACUCUGGAGAACAGGCUCAGAUAAAGCUCUACAAUUUCCUCGGCUACCUCAUGGACAACUUCACGCCAUCAAGCAAUGAACGAAAUCUGAUCUCGCACAUCUUCAGAGAGAACGAGGUCUGUCAGGAUGCAGAGUGGGAGAGGUACUUCUGCUACAAGAACAUCGAGGUGCCGGAGAUUUACUCAGGACCUCAUCUCACCUUCCCUCUGACAGUGGAGCAGACGGUCGGACUGGUGGAGGCCUUCAGGAACAAGAAGCAGCUGCACUCACGCUACGUCCUCCAGCUCCUGCUGGAGACCUGGAAACGGCUCCGGAUGUUGCCAAAUAUCAACCGCAUCUCCACCUGCCAGAGCAAAGAAAUCACUAUUUGUGGUGAUUUGCACGGCCAGCUCGAAGACCUGCUGCUCAUCUUCUACAAGAAUGGCAUGCCGUCCUUGGAGAAGCCCUAUGUGUUUAACGGAGACUUUGUGGACCGGGGCAGAGACUCCAUUGAGAUCCUUCUCAUCCUGUUUUCAUUCCUGCUCGUCUAUCCGAGUGACGUCUACCUCAACAGAGGAAACCACGAGGAUCAUAUAGUCAACCUGAGAUACGGCUUCACAAAGGAGGUGUUGACUAAAUACAAGAUGCAUGGCAAACGGAUCCUGAAGCUGCUGCAGAAGAUUUUCAGCUGGUUGCCCUUAGCGACAGUGAUCGACCAGAAGGUACUGGUUCUCCACGGAGGGAUCUCAGACACCACAGACCUCAGCGUCCUCGCCAGAGUGGACAGACACAAUUAUGUCUCAGCACUGAGGCCUCCAAAGAGGAGGCACAUGAGCUCGGCGGGGGUGUCCAUCGACUCGGACAUGGACGAGGAUGUCUGUUCCACCAACAAGCUCUUCCAGCGCAGGGCCUCCCUCACAUAUCCCAAACCUCUGGGAACCCGCGACAGCUUCCAGAACCGCUCCCUGCAGGACUUCUCUGACCGGCUCAAAGCGAACACGGAGGACGAGCUGGAGAUCCGCAGGAGGAGACAGUCCAUUUUCAACUCUGGGAUCAACAGAUUAGAAAACAACAUGAGUCCGUCUGUGUCCUCUGACUCUGUCAACAGUGACAAUGCCAAAGAGGAGUGGAGACAGAUCCUGGACCUACUGUGGAGCGACCCGAUGACCCAGGACGGCUGCAUGCCCAACGAAGUGCGGGGCGGAGGCUGCUACUGGGGCCCCGACGUCACAGAGGACUUCCUGAACAGACACAACCUGCAGCUCAUCAUCCGCUCUCAUGAGUGUAAACAGGACGGUUACGAAUUUUGCCACAACCGUAAAGUCCUCACUCUGUUCUCCGCCUCCAAUUACUAUGACGUGGGAAGCAACAGGGGCGCCUACGUGAAGCUGGGUCCAGACCUUGUGCCUUAUAUGAUUCAGUACCAGGCCAGCAGCAUGACUAGAGAGCUCACUGUUCGACAAAGUGUUGGGCGAACUGAGCGCUCAGCCCUCAAAGUCCUGCGGGAGCAGCUGUUUGCGCACAGGUCUGACCUCAUCUGUGCCUUCAAAAAGUUCGACAGCAACAACACAGGUCUCGUGUCUCUGACUGACUGGGCCUCUGCGGUGGAGAGUGUGAUGCGCCUCGGUCUGCCCUGGCGGAUGCUGCGCUAUCAGCUGGUCACCUGCAAGACCAGUGAUGGCAUGAUAGACUACUAUGACUGGUUCAAUGAGCUCGCCAUCAAAGGACCCAACACGGAUCACAUUGACCAGAGUCUGCUCGAGACUUUGUAUCGCCACCGCUCCACCUUGGAGACCAUCUUCAGAAUCGUAGACACAGACAACUCAGGCUUCAUCACCAUCGAGGACUUCCGGCAGACCUGGAAGCUGCUGAGCGUCUACCUAAAGAUGGAGAUCACUGACGACGCCAUCUCAGACCUGGCUGUCACCAUCGACAGCAACCAGGACGGCAGCAUCGACAUAGAUGAGUUCAUGGAGGCCUUCCGCCUCACGGACAAGAAGAGCCGACUGGAGCGAGGGCGCAGCAUGUUCAUGGGCACAGCCAACGACCUCACCAAGCUGGAAGGGGACCCCAACAUUUGAGUGGAGACCAAAAGACUGUAAACAGAGAGUGACCUCGGCUCAGACUCCUCGCCAGCCGGGCAGCGUAGCAGAGGGGAGGGCGGGGAGAUGAAGCCAACACAAGCUGCUUUAAUGACGCACAUUUAGACGUAGGAUGCUGCUGAGCAACAGCCGUGUGGAUCGCAUGGGAUUAGGAGGAGGUUAGAGUUCAGGGCGUUCGACGGCGAAUGCUCAUUUCACUUUUUGACGCAGUUUUAUCCUACAGAGGAAGUGUGGAUGAAACACCACAGCAUGAACAGGAAUUUGUCUCUUUCAUUGAGUUAGAAUAGUUAGAAACUGUUGCAAAGGUAAAAUCACAAACACAGAAACAAAAAGGCACCAUAUUUAGGCUGCAUGAUUAUUAAAAUAACAAUAGUAGGUACUGUGGUCACAGUUAUUAUGAGGAUCUUUGCAUUUUAUAUCCAUGUCUGUCUAUAUUCUUAACAAAAGAAAAUGUUUUGAGUCAUGUGAAAAUGGACAAUAUUAAAAUGUUUAAAAAUUGUA
This is a messenger RNA of Lates calcarifer (barramundi perch), 2992 nucleotides long. RefSeq names its product protein phosphatase with EF-hand domain 2a (gene ppef2a). Lineage: Eukaryota; Metazoa; Chordata; Actinopteri; Centropomidae. Gene Ontology annotation, biological process: detection of stimulus involved in sensory perception; negative regulation of MAPK cascade. Gene Ontology annotation, molecular function: iron ion binding; protein serine/threonine phosphatase activity; manganese ion binding. The transcript is spliced from 17 exons. Gene Ontology annotation, cellular component: nucleus; cytosol. Bases 248 to 2470 code for a protein of 740 amino acids. The record is from RefSeq and is a predicted model, not a curated record.